AGUGGUAAGUUGGGUUCGGAAGAUUGACAACCGACCGAGCGGUCCGGGAGAGCUGAGCUGGAACCUGGCAGGCGUCCUUUGUAUUCUAUUGGCGGUUCGUAUUGACAAUGUAUGCGCUGCAAGGCCUUUGUGGGCGACAAUCUUUGCGCAUACAGGGAGCGGGAUGUAGUGUACUAGAAACAUCAGCGACGAAGACUGAUAAAGACAACACAGCGAGCGAACGAGGCAAAGCUCGUUAUACACGUGCUCGUAGCGUAAACGGUGCGAUAUGCGGAGACAGAAAAAGGAAUAAAUGGGUGGAAGUUGCAAGGAGCUUGAGCUUUGUUAGGAACUCUACGAAUGACAGCAGCAUCCCGCUGAGUCAAGAUAGAAAUUUAGCCUGUGCUGAUAAGCUAGUCCCUGCAUCCCUGCGAACUCCCCACGGCCACUCCACGCACAUGACAUCGUCUUUCACUCGCAGUUCGCCGCAGACCGACUUGGAUGUCCUGUCUCGAAGCCUCAUCCGACGUCUUAGAGGCCGCUGGCUGUUAACGUCCAAACGUCAUGUCAACGACGAUUCUGGCCUUUCGCAGGUGUGGGACGACAGAUCUACAAUUAGUACCCGCCGAUCAUACAUAGUGCCUCACAUUUAGAGCAGUAACUUCGCCUUUAACCUUCGCCCCCAAAGAAGUGAGGCUGUUCGCCAUCAGUCCUUCGAUCCUUCGUUUCGAAGUUCGAAUCUGGCCCC
Messenger RNA from Macroventuria anomochaeta, 727 nucleotides. RefSeq lists its product as uncharacterized. The transcript has a single exon. The record is from RefSeq and is a predicted model, not a curated record. Bases 108 to 632 code for a protein of 174 amino acids. Lineage: Eukaryota; Fungi; Ascomycota; Dothideomycetes; Pleosporales; Didymellaceae.